Molecule: messenger RNA, 966 nt
Organism: Babesia ovata
Lineage: Eukaryota; Apicomplexa; Aconoidasida; Piroplasmida; Babesiidae
Product: 60S ribosomal protein
Exons: 4
Coding region: 1-966 (321 amino acids)
Biological process (GO): translation; ribosomal large subunit assembly
Cellular component (GO): cytosolic large ribosomal subunit; ribosome
Molecular function (GO): structural constituent of ribosome
Source: RefSeq, a predicted model, not a curated record
AUGGUACACGGUUGGUUGGCAUUAUGCCAUAAAUUAAUCGCACAUGGUGGGCGCCGCUACACGGCAGCAGCACGCGCCGCUGGCGCUGACAUAGCCACCUUCCACGGCACACAACAGGCGUUCGAACACCGUUUGCCGCCUCAGGGUUAUACCAUCGUUGCUGGUACCCUCCACCCCAUUCUGAGGAUCGUGCUCUCGAAGCGACCCGAACGGCUGCGACCUCACUGCUUUUCGGCAAUUUGCAAAAAGAAAGGCUAUAGGCUCAUUUGUAACACCAGCAAUCGGACAAGAUGGGAAGGAGACCCGCCAGGUGUUACCGCUACUGCAAAAACAAGCCCUACCCCAAGUCGAGGUUCUGCAGGGGGUGCCGACGUCGACGACUUCCCGUACGCCGUGCACAUCAUCUCCGGCGAGUACGAGCAGAUCUCCUCGGAGGCUCUUGAGGCCGCGCGUAUCUGCGCCAACAAGGUAAAUGGGCAUUCUGAAGUGAAUAACAUUAUGCAGUUCAUGGUCAAGUCUGGUGGUAAAGAAUCGUUCCACAUCCGUGUUCGCGUCCACCCGUUCCACGUGCUGCGCAUCAACAAAAUGCUUUCGUGCGCUGGUGCCGAUAGGCUGCAGACCGGUAUGAGGCGCGCCUUCGGCAAGCCCAAUGGCGUCGUCGCCAGGGUCAAUAUCGGACAGAUUCUUAUGUCCGUCAGGACGAGGGAGGCGCUCGUGCCGAAAGCCAUUGAGGCGCUCCGCAGGGCCAAGUACAAGUUCCCCGGCAGGCAGAAGAUCUUCGUCUCGCACAACUGGGGAUUCACCAAGUUCUCCAGGGAGGACUACCUUAAGUACCAGGCCGAGGGCAGGCUGGAGAACAAGGGUGUCCACGUCAAGUGGAUCUCUUCCCACGGUCCUCUCAGCAAGAUCUUCCCCCAAUUGGCCGAUGUGAACGUGCCGCUUGACCAGGAAAUCGUCGCGCCAUGA